Messenger RNA from Polyodon spathula (Mississippi paddlefish), 3259 nucleotides. RefSeq names its product cyclin-dependent kinase 18-like. Gene Ontology annotation, biological process: protein phosphorylation. NCBI's taxonomy places the organism in Eukaryota, Metazoa, Chordata, Actinopteri, Acipenseriformes, Polyodontidae. The record is from RefSeq and is a predicted model, not a curated record. Gene Ontology annotation, cellular component: nucleus; cytoplasm. Gene Ontology annotation, molecular function: protein kinase activity; ATP binding. The transcript is spliced from 15 exons. Bases 185 to 1564 code for a protein of 459 amino acids.
UUUUUUUUGUGCUUGUCAUUGAGCGGAAGGUAGCUUCUGUAUACAGCAUAGAGAAAGCUGAUCCUGUCAACUAAAGGCUUGCAACUCAACUGGGAAUUAUUUAUUUUUACACUUAGGAAGAACUGAAGCAGUGGAACGCUGUUUCUGGUACAGCCUUCACUCUUGGUUGCCCGACCACGCCAAGAUGAACAAGAUGAAGAACUUCAAGCGGCGCUUCUCUCUGUCCGUGCCGCGCACCGAGACCAUUGAGGAAUCCCUGGGCGAGUUCACCGGGCAAAUUAACCAGCUCAACAACCACAUGAGCGGGGACCUGGUCCCCAGUGAUCUGCAGCUGACAGCCCUGCACCCCGCCCUGCAGCCAGACCGCAGUCCUGCUCCCUGUAUUGAGGGCACCCAGUCCCCCACGCAGCUCCGCUACCAAAAGAACCACCGCCACCGUCGAUUCUCCAUGGAGGACAUCACCAAGCGCAUAUCCCUGCCUGUGGACACCCGUCUCCCGGAGGACUUCCUGCAGAAACUGCACAUGGACAGUCCGCCUGUGUCCAAACCGCUCAGCAGGACGUCCAGACGGGCAUCGCUGUCUGACCUUGGCUUCGGGAAGCUGGAGACCUACAUCAAGCUGGACAAGCUGGGAGAGGGCACCUAUGCCACGGUGUUUAAGGGGCGCAGUAAGCUCACAGAGAACCUGGUGGCUCUGAAAGAGAUUCGACUGGAGCACGAGGAGGGAGCCCCCUGCACUGCCAUCCGAGAAGUGUCCCUGCUGAAGAACCUGAAGCAUGCCAACAUUGUGACGCUGCAUGACAUCAUCCACACAGACCGCUCCCUCACACUCGUCUUCGAGUACCUGGAUAGUGAUCUGAAACAGUAUCUGGACAACUGUGGGAAUAUCAUGAGCAUGCAUAACGUUAAGAUCUUCAUGUUCCAGCUCCUGCGGGGUCUCUCGUACUGUCACAAGAGGAAGAUCCUCCACAGGGACCUCAAACCCCAGAACCUGCUCAUCAACGAGAAGGGCGAGCUCAAGCUGGCUGAUUUUGCCCAGACUAUGGAAGUUGUAGAAGUUAGCAUUAGCAGGGCACUGAAACGACGUGUGCUCUCUCUCUCUCCUUGCUGCAGGGGCGUGGGCUGCAUUCAGUACGAGAUGGUGACGGGACGGCCCAUGUUUCCGGGCUCCACGGUAAAAGAAGAAUUCUACUUGAUCUUCAGGCUCAUAGGUACGCCGACAGACGACACCUGGUCUGGUAUAACAGCGAAUGAGGAGUUUAAAUCCUACCAUUUCCCUCAGUACAAACAACAGCCUCUCAUAAACCACGUGCCCAGGUUAGACACAGAGGGAAUUGACCUUCUUGCAAAUCUCUUAUUGUACGAGGCGAGAAGCCGGAUAUCUGCAGAAGCUGCUUUGAGGCACCCAUACUUCAAGAGUCUAGGGGAGCGGGUCCACUCUCUACCUGAUAACAGUUCCGUGUUCUCCCUCAAAGAGAUUCAGCUCCAGAAUGAUCCAGGAUACAGGGGCUCUGUAUUUCAACAAGCAGCUCGUGGCAAGAACAGAAGACAGAGCAUCUUUUAGGCUCAGGAAGGUGGAGUGGCUGUAAAGGAAGGGAGAGGGAGAGGUGGGGGUUUGCAUUCCAGAAGAACAAGGAGGAUGGGCUGCCCAUCGGCGGGGAAGCCUGGUUCCUGUGCUGCACUCUUUACAUUGAGAAACUUGAACUCCCAGUUACACCACAGCAGAGCACCAUUACUGACCACCGGAUCUGGCUUAGCAACAUUCUCUCAGUAUUUGUUUCUGCUGCCUCCAGACACAAUUUCCGAACCCAUUCUAUCCCAGCCUAGAUUCUAUUCUAUCCCAUUCUAGCCUGCUGGAUCCAAGUGGGUAAGAAAACCAGGAGAAGUCUCCAUUGGUAGUUCUGAAUGCUUUCAUUGCUACCAAAAGUGGACACUAACAAAAACGAUCAAGCAUUUACAAUGAGGAAUCACUGAAUGAUCGUGAAGGGUCUGUCAGCACUCCAGAGCAUCUUAUGUGACGCUGCAACCCCAUGCAUUGAACCGGUCUUCUAUGUUUAACAGUAAUACCCCAGUGCAAUCUUUAUUGCUGUGAUUCCACAGUAAGUUAAGUCAUCGUGUGGAGGCUGGCUGUCAUUAGGAGCCUGAGCAGCCAGCAUUGCUCAGCCUCUGUUCACUGUCCUCUCGCCCCAAACCGAACAUGUUUUGUAAUAACAUGAAGACACACCACCUACUAACUUAUAAUAAGGGUAGAACUAGGAACCUCCUGGUGUGUCCAGGAGAUUUGAUAUUGCCCACAAACUCGCUGUACCACCUAGUGUGCAUAACAAUAGAGCUAGCAACAGCAAGCACCACACAUUGUUCUCCAACACUGAUGAAAGCAGACCUAUUGACAGCAGCCCUGAUACCGUGUCUGCCCCCGAUUCAGUGUAUACCUCUCAUUCACAAUGAUCCAAACUAACCCCAGCCGUAUCUGUGACUUUCCUUUCCACCCUGUGUAUCUGCUCUACCUGUCACCCCUGUUUGUGAUACUCACACAUGGGGGAAAAACACAGGUACAUUUUACAGCAACAUCUCUGUCCAUACAUGACAGUUAAUAUACGGUAUGUUCAUAUACAGUUGGUCUUUAAAAUGGUGCAAUAGCGUAUAUAUAUAUAUAUCUUGUUGUUAAUCUUUUUAACUUAAUAAAGCACAUUUUGCCAAUGCAAUGCACUUUCAUAGUUUAAACUACAGACCUCCAUCAUAUGGGAUAAAAAUACAGAGUGAAAUUUAAGAUGAUAUAAUCUGCAGUUUCUAUGCUUGUUUACUUUGACAUAAACUUCACUGAUGAAUAAAUACUAUAUAAAUACAACAAACACAAUGGUAAUAACUAAAAAAAAUUAAAUAAAAGAAAUACAAAAUGUAUACUUUUGAAUGAGCUGUAUUUUCUGAUAUCUGGAACUGCUGUACUGUUGAAUAAACUGCCGAAGUAUUCGAAAGCCGUUUGAAAUACUGCACGUGUAAUAACUAAAGAAUUAAUAUAAUGUCUUCAAGCGUUUUCUGAGAAUGUGAUCAUACAAGGAGUUAAAGAGUGCAUUGUAUGUUGAACACUAUUGUAGACGAUGUCUAAUUGUUUUAUAAAUGCGGUAUGUUUAGACUUUUUGUAUGGAAUAUGUGGUAUUAAAUAUUCUGUGUGAUUAUUCUGUUGUGAAGAUUAUGAAACUGAAUGUAUUGUGGAUGCUGCCAAGCCAUAAUUUAUGACAAUGAGAAAAGAUAAAUAAAU